Molecule: messenger RNA, 866 nt
Organism: Amborella trichopoda
Lineage: Eukaryota; Viridiplantae; Streptophyta; Magnoliopsida; Amborellales; Amborellaceae
Product: putative germin-like protein 2-1
Molecular function (GO): manganese ion binding
Source: RefSeq, a predicted model, not a curated record
CUAAACCAUCAUCCUCUUUUAUCACCCUAAACUUUAUCUUAUCAUUCAUAUAUUGUUUUUGAGAGGAAAUAUGAAGUCUUUUUUCCUUGUCCUCUCCUUCUUUGCCUUGGUGGCUUCUUUUGCCUUGGCAUCUGAUCCUAGUCCCCUCCAAGAUUUUUGUGUUGCAGAUAAUGCAAGCAAAGUGUUCGUUAAUGGCAAGGUGUGCAAGGAUCCAAAGUUGGCACAAGCAAAUGACUUCUUUUUCUGCGGGCUCAACAAGCCCGGCAACACGGCCAACCCACUGGGCUCAAGGGUAACCCCCGUGAAUGUGGCCCAAAUACCUGGCCUCAACACUCUCGGCAUCUCGUUGGUCCGCAUAGACUAUGCUCGUGGCGGCCAAAACCCUCCCCACACCCACCCUCGUGCCACCGAGAUACUAACUGUCCUAGAAGGCUCCCUUUACGUCGGUUUUGUGACUAGUAACCCUGACAACCGCUUGAUCACCAAGACAAUUCAAAAGGGAGACGUGUUUGUUUUCCCUGAAGGCCUCAUUCAUUUCCAGCAAAAUGUUGGCUCUAAGAAUGCAGUGGCUAUAGCGGCCUUGAGCAGCCAGAAUCCGGGUGUGAUCACUAUUGCCAACGCCGUUUUCGGAUCAAAACCAGCCAUCUCCAAUGAUGUCUUGGCUAAGGCUUUCCAAGUUGACAAGAAGGUGGUGAACCGGCUCCAAUCCCAGUUCUGGAUGGACAACAACUAGGAAUUCAUUGUGCCCCCAAUUCAAAACUAUUUGUGAUUGAAUAACAUGAUUUGAAUGAUUGUCUUUGAAUAAGAUUCUUUGAAUAUAUUUCUUUGAUUAAGAUGAAUUAAAUAAAGCGGAAUUUUUCCUCAAA